GAAGUUCAAAACAAAACGUGUGGAUUUUUUGAAGAAGAGUCACAUUUAGGUAUAAAUCUACAGUAACUUACUGUUACGUUCAACAUGGACAUGACUAGAGGAACUCCAAUGCCACCUGCGGAACCGGAUCCAGCUAUGGACGACCUUCUUACGGAGGAGGCUAUUCUGAAUGAACAGAACAUGACAGAAGUUCCUGGCUCAGACGAAAACAUCCCCCAGCCGACUGCCUCUCCGGUGGAGCCUGAGUACCCGAGCAGACCCUCUGGUGAUGGUGAGGACAUCACUGACUCCACCCACCCUGCAGACGGCAUCCAGCGAGCCAGUGUCCGAGGCAGCAUUGCCAGUCUCCGAAGCAAUCAAGGUGGCACUCGUUCCAGUGUGGGUGACAUUGCGGAUCCUGGCAUUUCUGGCAGCAUGGCCAGUCUACGAGAGGAUCCCCAUGCUGCGGGUGACUCGCACAGUAUGCGUGGAAGCAAAGUCAGUCUGAGAGGGGAUCCUGGCGCCCCAGCCAGUAUCCGUGGCAGUACAACCAGCAUAAGGGGCGAUCAGACUGCUGCUGAUAGUAUCAGGGACAGUACAACCAGUCUGCAUGGAGAUGCGACCGAGUCUGCCAGCGUUCGUGGCAGUACAGCCAGCCUGCGUGGUGACCCAGCCGCCCCUGGCAGUGUUCGCGGCAGCACGGCCAGCUUACGUGGUGACCCAGCCGUCCCUGGAAGUGUUCGCGGCAGCACGGCUAGUCUUAGGGGCGAUCCAUCCGCCCCUGCGAGUGUCCGUGGCAGCACAGCCAGCCUGAGGGGCGGUGGGGACAAGCCGACAGCACCACUCAGCCGACCGCCCACCUCCCGUCCGCCUCCGUCGGCCGUUGGUGCGCGCACCGCGGACUCCGCGAUCAGAGCAAAUAAAAUGGCCUUGAAGAGUAGGAAGAAUUCGGAAGAUACCGAAAAUAACAAGCUCACAGAAGAAGCAGAGGAAGAAUUUCAAGGUGACAACAUCUGGGUGAUAGCCGAGAAGAUGAACCAGGCGCGCAUCUUGCGUGGGCUGGAGCUGACAGAGAGUCACAGCGUGGAGUCGACGCUGCUGUUUGUCGGCGGAAAACAGGCGGGAAAGUCGCGACUGAUUCACAAGUUUCUGGACCGGGAUGAAGAACCAAAGAAGACGCUGGGCUUGGAAUACUCGUACGGCCGCAAAACGGGAAAGAGCGUGCUGAAGGACGUGUGUCACAUCUGGGAGCUGGGCGGCGGCACCACCUACACGCCGCUGCUGGAGACGCCGCUGAAGGCCGAGAGGCUGCCCAACCUCAGCAUCCUGUUGGUGGUCGACCUCACCAAGCCGCAGACCAUGUGGGCCACCCUGGAGACCAUGAUCAAGACACUGCGCGAUGUACUAGAUUCCGAGAUAUCCAGCGGCAUCGGUCGGCAGAUGCAGCUCGAGGAACGACUGAAAAAGGCCACAGAGCUACGCGUGCCGUCCGACCAUCCGGACGCGGCGCACAUGAAGCCGUUCCCUGUACCGCUGGUGCUGGUCGGAGGUCACUACGACGUAUUUCAGGACUGGGACCCUGAGAAAAAGAAGCUCAUUUGUCGCUCGCUGCGCUACUUGGCACACGUCAACGGAGCCUCGCUCUACUUCUUCUCGUCUCAGGACUCGGCGCUGGUGAAGAAGGCAAAGGACAUGAUGAACCAGAUGGCGUUCGGCGGUCCGGCCAGCGGGUACCUGGCACAGGACUAUAACAAGCCUCUGCUAGUGCCUGCCGGCACCGACUCACUGGCCGGAAUUCUUGGAGUCGGAGCCGAUCCCAGCUACAACACGGCCAAAAAUACGUUCACGGCUCAAUACCCGCAGGACAGUCAGGGUGCGGGAGCCCUGCCGGACGAUCCAGCUAAGGACAUGAACUACCGAGAGCCCGAGAUCGACCAGCUGCGGUCACAGAAGGAUCAGGAACUGGAGCGACUCCGAAGGGAGCUAGAGCGUCGCCGACGCUGGGGAGAUGAGCUGUGAGCUAUGAGCUACGAGCACUGAGCUACGAGUUCUGAGGUGCGAGCUCUGAGCUGCGGCAGCUCGACUAGCCUCCGGGAAUUUGGAAACUGGAUCAACAAGUUUAGGUCUCAUUAACCGAUUCGCGGUGGCAUCGGUAACGCUUGGCCGCCUGUUGACGGCGUCAGCGGCUAGUCAUUCUAUGCUGAACUCGUCACAGCCUCUCCCAGAACACGCUCUGUGCGAAUAUCUGUGGUCGAUAUCUUAGACAGCACGGGAACACAUUAAAUAUUCGAGUCUGGGGUUAUGUCCACUUUAACGCACAUCUCGCACACACUGUGAUAUUGUCCAAUGCACUGUGAUAUUGGUACUUGUCAGCCGUCCAUGAUCUCAGCUAGAGUGGUAUAGGAUUUAUUUCCACACGCUGCUUGCUAUCAGUAAUGCACAUAGCUAGGACCGCUUGUCUCUAUUAUGGAUUGCGUGCUAAGAGCCCUUGAAUCCUCGCGUGCUCGUAAUCUAUUCAUGAUGAUCCGUCCAUGAUUCUUUGAUCUCUCGUGCAUCAUUUAUUGCGUUAUUAACGGGUGUCAAGUCCAAAAUGAGACAAAAUUGAAAUCGCUCUAUUUUCAACCUCCCUUUAGAUAUUCACCUGAAAUUUGGACAGAAUGUCCAUACGUGAAUUGUGCGAGCAUGAUGUUAAAAUAUUGUGGCUACGUAUUGAGGUCAGUCGUCAUGGAGCCUUUGAGCAAGCAAGCCGCAAGAGACAUUGUCGCGAGAGUAGUUGACAAAACUCGAACUUGACUAAGGCUCAGGUUUUCCGCCACGUUAAGUCGCUUGGUAUUCCACGAUCAACUGAUAUAUCGCGUUAUCAAUACAUUCCUAGACAAAGGACACAUACGACGAGCUCAGAAUGGCAGGCCUGCUCCCAAAAUGUCAGCAAAGAGGCGCCAAGGCCUUGUUCGCAUGGCAGACGGCAAAGUCGGCGUCUCACUUCGUCUCUUAGGCCGCAGCUUUGGCAUAACGCAUGACAGAGUGAGACAAAUUCUCAGAGAGGAAAGGGUAAGAUAUAGGAUGCGCCAGAAAGCUCCUCCGGUAUCUGCUCAGCGAGAACAAUCUCAAAAGGGCCGCCUGCGACCCCUUAGCCGGGGAAAACUGAGUGCCACUCGAGAGCAAGAUGUCAUCAUGGACGAUGAAAGCUACUUCACCUACACUGGCUCAGAAAUGCCACAAAACCGUGGUUUUUACGCUGGGCCUGGUGGAGACACACCUUCGAAUGUGACGUACCGCCCGAUAAGGAAGUUCCCACGUACGCUUCUUGUGUGGAUAGCCAUAUCACUCAAGGGAGUACCAAAACCAACGAUUGGCCCCAGUUCAACAAAUGUUAGCGCCCAUGUCUACAUCACAAAGUGCCUGAACAGCAACCUCAAACCGUUCAUCGGGGCCAGCUACCGAAAGGGUGGAUAGGCAUUUUGGCUAGACUUGGCUUCAGCUCAUUAUGCACGUGCCACGUGCCAGUUUCUGAAGGAAGCUGGCAUACCUGAUAUUUAAUCCGCGAGGAAAACCCGCCGAAUGUCCCGCAGCUGGGACCAAUUGAGGACUUCUUGGGCAUACUUAAACAAGAAGUCUACCGCGUUGGCUGGACAGCGUCAUCCGAUCAGCAGCUGCGUGCCAGAAUCCUGAGCAGCAUCAAGAAAAUUGUCCCGGAGGUGCCGCGAUCGAUGAUGAAGAUAGCGGGAGAGCACGUGCGUCUGGCAGACAGGCAUGGACCCCUGGUUCCGAUUCACUAGUACCAGUGGACUGGCGACAGAACAAGGUGUAUGUGGUGAAGGUUUCGUUAAAAUAUCUUAUAAUACACAGUGUCUACCUUAAUUUUGCGUUUGUCCCAUUUUGAACUUGACACCCGUUACGUAUUGAGAUCGCUGUGUUAUCAGAGAAUUGGUUAUACCGUUUUUGUGAUGCUAGGUCAUAUUUUUUUCUCGUUAGUGAUUUCAGGCACACGAUGGCUCCGUGCUCCAAACUGCCACAAAUGCUUACAGCCUCGCUUGUGACCCAAAUGUAUCGCACUCUUAAAACUGAAAUACUCAUGAAGAAUCUGACUCCUGAGUCAGCUCGCUAACAUAACCGUCAAUUAAGCUCUCAAAGCUCAAGCAAAACACGCCCGCUCUCGCUACAUCCGUGACGCGUGAGUCGCCUAAAACACACCGUUUGUUUGUGAGCUGCCUGCCUCCCCACACUCCACUGUUGUCUGUGUGUGUGAGUGAGCUCUCUGCUCCCUGCGACAGAGCGGCUCUGUUCAGUCCCCGCAGAGGCCUGCCAAUGCGGAUGCCGAGUCCGGGAGACGAGCGUAUCGCGCGGCACGCUUUAAUAAACCGCGCUGGGGGAGGUUGAAUGGUAGCUUUCUUCUCUCUGAAGUCUUAAGUCUGUUGGCGAAGUUGUUGUUGUUCUGCUUCUUCAAAGUUUAGCUCUACUUUCAUACGCUUUCUUUUUUACCGUAUAAAUGCCUUUUUUGUUUAUUAUGAUUUUGUGCAUUUCCAGCCAAUGCAGUGUCUACAGUCAUACUACGACAACCACUAUAAGACACACAAAAACAUCGGAAUGGUUAGAACUGAACGUCGUGGCAACCACUUAUGUCUAUUUUGCCUCCCCUACUGUAUCGUGUAUCCUGGUCCACUCUAAUAUUCGUUCGACCGACCGCCGCGUUCGUCACCCGCACACUCUGAUAAAUCGCCACCACUGCCGUCCCCUCACGGCGCGAAAUUGCCGCUCCGGUCCCGUCGCCUAUGACGAGCGGCUCCGUCCAGCUAACGGCGUGUCUUACAUUACCUGCCGGGACUUGGCGGCCGAAAAUGACACGGUCAGGGGUGACGUGAGUUAUAGACCGAUUUGUUUUACUGGGGUGCUGUGUUGUUAUUGCGGUUGUGUGUGCUGUACUGUGUUAUAUGUUUGCAUCACGUGCUAUUUUGCGAUAUACCUCGGUGUUAUUUGUGCUGCGUUUUAUCGAUCUUUAAAGCGUACAUCUAUUGUGUUGUUAUAUUCGUCAUUGGCUAAUAUCGUUACAUUCGUAAUGCAUUUUGUAUAACUCUAUGUGUCCGAUGCGUGAAGUUUGAAACUUUGUUUCAUUUGCAGUCUUGCCAGCACCGCGACCUUAACUCAACUGUUUUAUUUAUGUUAUUGUUUUACAAAUGUCGGCCUAUUCAGUCAUUUUUUUUUUUGCCGGAUGUUGAUCUGUAAAUUUACGUGACAGACGUCAAUAGCCACAAACGUUACCGUUGCAUUGUUGAAUGUGAGUGGUAGUUCGAUAUUUGUGAUGCCUCGCUUAUUUUCUCAAUUCAAUUUUGCUUGUUUUGUGCCCCGACUGCAAUACACUAAGCGAAACCCCUC
Molecule: messenger RNA, 5352 nt
Organism: Amphibalanus amphitrite
Lineage: Eukaryota; Metazoa; Arthropoda; Thecostraca; Balanomorpha; Balanidae
Product: cytoplasmic dynein 2 light intermediate chain 1-like
Exons: 12
Coding region: 85-1998 (637 amino acids)
Biological process (GO): intraciliary retrograde transport; intraciliary transport involved in cilium assembly
Cellular component (GO): axoneme; cytoplasmic dynein complex; ciliary basal body
Molecular function (GO): dynein heavy chain binding
Source: RefSeq, a predicted model, not a curated record